Periconia digitata is the source of this 1470-nucleotide messenger RNA. The record is from the annotation of a GenBank genome assembly. Lineage: Eukaryota; Fungi; Ascomycota; Dothideomycetes; Pleosporales; Periconiaceae.
ACCCUGAUGCUUCUCUCAGUCUGCUGGAGGAAACCUUUCACCUCCAGCACUCUGUGGCAUCAUCGCUCUAGCACACAUUCGUCACGUCUGCAGCGCUCGUGCUCGACCAACACGAUGACAAACAAGAAAAGACCAGCCGCAUUUCCUGGUGGAGGUCUCCAUAAGAAGGCCUAUGUGGGCCAACAAUCCGCGAAGGCGAAUGCCUCAACAACAGCAUCUCCCGCGAAUUCAACAGAAGGAAACGCUCCCCAACUCAAGAGAGAGAUGGACAUCUUUCUUUCGUCCUACCCAGAGGCAGAGGUAGUGAAGUCGAUUGGCUUCUAUCGUCGAGAUAUCUCUCAAAUAUUCGCAGAUCCCAUUAAAGCAGCCCAGACUGGCAGAGAGAUAACUCGAGAAAAGUUUGUUCGAUUCUCCACGUCCCGCAUUCGCGUAGCUACAAAGUUCUUGCGAGAGGCAGAGUGCUCCACGGAGCUACAGCAUUUUAUUCAUGAGGUUUAUCUCGCGUGGGCUCUUAAUGACUACUACUUUACUUCUGUCGCAAAUGGGACGCUACCCAGAAGUCCACAACACAUUAUUGGUAAUCCGCCACUCAAUACUUCGCCGUAUGUCAACAGUUCCAUGGACCUCGGCUUGACGCAGGCCGCACAGCCACAUCAACAACGACCAGGAUACCUCAGCCAAAGUGCGGCCACUCAGGCCCUCGCCGGUAUCCAAGCCUAUCCCCAGGAGAAUCAAAGUAGAUUCGGAUUUCAAGAUCUGCGUACUGGCCAACUUGAUCAAACCCCCAACAGUUCUAUGGACCUCGGCUUGACGCAGGCCGCACAGCCAUAUCAACAACGACCGGGUCACCUUAGCAAAAAUGCGGCCACUCAGGCCCUCGCCAAUAGUCAAGCCCAAUUACAGGCUUCACGUGGAAACCCAGUUGUCUUGGACAGUAGCUUAGCACAGCAACUCGUUGACACCCUCCUCUCGGCCGCCGCGGGAAGGCAAAAUGCUACUGAAAAUCAGCAGACGGAACCCAUACGUCAAGAUGCCCCCAACGUGAUCCAAACAGUAGAGGAUCAGUCCUCUCAACUUCCGCAUCUUAAUCAGGACAGCUCAUCAAGCUCGAGCAACCGUAGACGGCAACAGUCGUUUGUUCGGGAUAGCUUUGAGAGUCUAGGAACAACAAUCGAUGAUGCGCUCGCUGCAGAUUCUGGAGACCAGCACGGCGAUAACAGCUGGAACCAGGGGCAGACGGUUGGCAGCGCCAGCGAGAGUAAUGCUACAUAUCCUGUUUCACAAGACUGUAGCACGAACAUAACAAAAGGAUCUCACUCUGCUGCCACCCAAGACCCACCCCAGCCGAGUCGCUCAACUCGACUGCCCCGUACAUGUAAAAAAGGCACAGGAUAUUACACAAACUCAAACUACCCUGGCUACAAUGAUUCAGAUAGCAGAGCGUCUAAGGAGACAGAUUCUUCUCCUUAG